Messenger RNA from Fundulus heteroclitus (mummichog), 1117 nucleotides. RefSeq names its product zinc metalloproteinase nas-4. The transcript is spliced from 10 exons. Gene Ontology annotation, biological process: proteolysis. Bases 93 to 890 code for a protein of 265 amino acids. Gene Ontology annotation, molecular function: zinc ion binding; metalloendopeptidase activity. The record is from RefSeq and is a predicted model, not a curated record. NCBI's taxonomy places the organism in Eukaryota, Metazoa, Chordata, Actinopteri, Cyprinodontiformes, Fundulidae.
UAGGGUUUUGAAGAAGGCUGUAGCUCCCAGCUGAUUUCACUUCAUGUGAUAACAUUGGGAGUGGCGCUAGAAGCUUCGGUGGAAUAGGGGACAUGCUGCUUCUGCUCUUACUGGUAGUUAUGUCAGCUGAAUUGGUGAAAAAUGUGCCUCUGGUUAACGUCAGCACCUUACAAAAUGUGACCCACCACCCAGAGACAUUAGAAGAACGGUAUUCUGACCAAAGGGCAUUUAUGGAGGGAGACAUGUUGUUGUUGGCACCAGCCCCCCCGGUGAUCCAGAGUAGGACAAAGCGGAAGGACAGGAAUGCGGUGGGACAAUCAUGGACAACCACAGACUUGCCAUAUGUUAUCAGCCCACAAAUAAACCACAGAACAGAUGAUAUCAUAGCUGCCAUGGCGAUGGUGUCUGAACAUACCUGUAUAACUUUCCACAAGAGAAACUCUGAGUCAAACUAUGUGCUCUUCAAAAUCGGCAAUGGUUGUGCUUCACACGUGGGCUUCAUUGGGGGUGAGCAGCAUGUGUAUGUUGCACCAUCGUGCAGUGUGGGCAACAUCGCUCACGAGAUCCUUCAUACUCUUGGCUUCCAGCAUGAACACACCAGGUUGGACAGGGACAAAUUUAUCGACAUUGUCCAGAGUAAUAUCAUCCCAGGGAUGGAGAAAAACUUCAAAAAGCUUGCUGGGCAAACAUUUGAUAUUCCAUAUGACUACACUUCUAUAAUGCACUAUGGACGGUGCUUUUUUUCAUCAAAUGGAGAGCCCACUAUCAUCCCUAAGAAAAAUGUGAAGGACAUGGGACAGAGGGAUAGACUAAUGGAGACUGACAUAAAGAAAAUAAAACUUCUCUACAACUGUGAUUCUUUAAACUCUAAUGCCACCAUGGAAAGCUGAAUGACUUUCUCGACCAUUGCCUCGUGGUAGUACCUGAACUGAACCAUCAGCAGGGGAUGGUGACGCCAGCAGUGAAACAAACAUUGACUUUUUUUUUUUUAUUAUUUAUUUAAAAUAAAUGUAACCUGGAUAUACUUGUUACUUUUUGUGUCCAGUCAAGCACUUUCCUAUUGCAUAACUAACUUUCAGUCAGAUCUAUAAUUAAAAUGCCCUUUUGUUUCAAAAUG